This is a messenger RNA of Ricinus communis (castor bean), 1610 nucleotides long. RefSeq names its product glyceraldehyde-3-phosphate dehydrogenase, cytosolic. The record is from RefSeq and is a predicted model, not a curated record. NCBI's taxonomy places the organism in Eukaryota, Viridiplantae, Streptophyta, Magnoliopsida, Malpighiales, Euphorbiaceae. The transcript is spliced from 11 exons. Gene Ontology annotation, molecular function: NAD binding; NADP binding; oxidoreductase activity, acting on the aldehyde or oxo group of donors, NAD or NADP as acceptor. Gene Ontology annotation, biological process: glucose metabolic process. The coding region runs from base 315 to 1328 and encodes 337 amino acids.
AAGGGAAAUAGCAAUAUUGUAAAUCAGAUCCUCCAUUUACCAAUUCUAAACCGAUGAUCCCGGGGAACGACGAAAGGCUCAGAUGACAGACAAGCACCUUCUCUCGAGAUCAACGGCCACGUCAUCCUGCAAUAACGUGGGUCCCCACACUUGGAUAUCUCCGCUCUUCCAUUUCUGCAUUUCUUAGGUCAAAGAUCGCCCCUUUCGCCGUCUCUCAUAUAUAUAUAUAAUAUAAACCUCUCGCUCUCCGCUCUCUUAUCGUAACAACUCACUUUUAAAUCUCUUUCUGUUUCUCUGUUCAAUAAUCUGCUGCAAUGGCCAAGAUUAAGAUCGGUAUUAAUGGAUUCGGAAGGAUUGGGCGUUUGGUUGCAAGAGUUGCAUUGCAAAGAGACGACGUCGAACUCGUCGCCGUUAAUGAUCCCUUUAUCUCAACUGAAUACAUGACCUACAUGUUUAAAUACGAUACCGUUCAUGGACAAUGGAAGCAUCAUGAUAUUAAGGUUAAAGAUGAUAAGACGCUUCUCUUUGGUGACAAAGCUGUCACUGUUUUUGGCUUCAGAAAUCCUGAGGAGAUUCCAUGGGGACAGAGCGGUGCUGACUACGUAGUUGAGUCCACUGGUGUUUUUACUGACAAGGACAAGGCUGCUGCUCACUUGAAGGGUGGUGCAAAGAAGGUAAUUAUCUCUGCCCCGAGCAAAGAUGCUCCCAUGUUUGUUAUGGGAGUUAAUGAGAAGGACUACAAGUCUGACCUUAACAUUGUCUCCAAUGCUAGCUGCACUACCAACUGUCUUGCUCCUUUGGCUAAGGUUAUUCACGACAAAUUUGGUAUUGCUGAGGGUCUUAUGACAACUGUCCACUCCAUUACUGCCACCCAAAAGACCGUUGAUGGACCAUCGAUGAAGGACUGGAGAGGUGGUAGAGCUGCUUCCUUCAAUAUCAUUCCUAGCAGUACUGGAGCCGCUAAGGCUGUAGGGAAAGUGUUGCCCGCACUGAAUGGAAAGUUGACUGGAAUGGCUUUCCGUGUUCCCACAGUUGAUGUCUCAGUGGUUGAUCUAACUGUUAGACUUGAGAAGAAGGCUACUUAUGAAGAUAUCAAAGCUGCUAUCAAGGCUGAAUCUGAGGGAAAGCUAAAAGGAAUCCUCGGGUACACUGAUGAAGAUGUCGUCUCAAGUGAUUUUGUGGGUGACAGCAGGUCAAGCAUUUUUGACGCCAAGGCUGGAAUUGCACUGAAUGAUAACUUUGUGAAACUUGUGUCUUGGUAUGACAAUGAAUGGGGUUACAGCUCACGCGUGAUUGACUUGAUCCGUCACAUAGCCUCUGUGCAAUGAGAAAGACUGUGGACCUCCUUUCCGGCUUAGGAUGCAGUUUAGUAUGAGUAGUAAUAAUUAAUGAUUAAGCUGUGACUCUGAGAAACAUGUUAGCGCUGAAACUUGUUUUGGAAAUUUUUGUAGUAGUAGGAAUGCUUUUGCAAUUCCUCAAAAGUGAGAAACUGGGAAGUUAAAUCAAUUCUCUCACUCGCCCCCAUGAAGCUUAUUUGCUUUUAUUGACUGAUUUGAAUCUUAGUUAUGCGCAUUUGAAUGAAUGGCUCCGAGUGAUGUCAUGCUUUAUUA